Anopheles aquasalis is the source of this 1189-nucleotide messenger RNA. RefSeq names its product Cyclin J (gene CycJ). NCBI's taxonomy places the organism in Eukaryota, Metazoa, Arthropoda, Insecta, Diptera, Culicidae. The record is from RefSeq and is a predicted model, not a curated record.
UAUUUCGGCACAGGAUUGAACAGGAUUUCCAUCUUGCCGGCUUCAGUUUCACGUGUUUUGUGUUUGUCCAAAGUCGGAAAAAUAUGGACUAAAAACUAGGAUACUUAGUCAACGAGUACGCCUUCAGUUAAUUAGCGACGGGGUUUGUGAACAAUUCAAAUGGCCGUUGACCUCACGAUGAAGAACAAAAGAAACGAUUCCGAGAAAAGUACCACCUUAUCCCACCCAUCAGUUGUCGAGUAUGAGAAGGAUAUUCUGGUGACACUGAAAGAAUGUGAAUUUUCUUGGCGCCAGCCGGUACAUUUCAUGCCCUCACAGCUGUCCCUCCGCCAGAAGGGCCUCGAGCUGGUUCGUAGUAAAUGCACAAAGCAGUCGUACCGCCGGACGACCAAGCAUUUGGCAAUUUACCUGCUCGAUGUGUUCCUGUGUAACCAUUACAUCCCGGUGGCACGGCUGGAGUUGGUUGCGUUAACCUGCUUAAGUCUCGCGUGUAAGAUCGAGGAGAACGAUCCGGAUAUACCAACGUUGACUAUGCUCAAUUCCUUCAGCAGCGAGCCCUACAAACGAGCCGAUUACAUCGCGAUAGAAACGACCGUGUUAAGUUUCUUCGAUUGGCACAUUACGAUCCCAACGGCCGCCACUUUCCUCGAGGUGUACACGCUGCACUGCGUCGAUGAGGGCGAUUUCGCGCUUCCGCAGGUUAGCAUGGCAACUGGAUUGUUCGAUGAAGUAUUCGAUAAGGUGAGCGCGGCCAGCUUAGAUUUCCUCGACGGAACACUCUCCAAUGGACAGAUGGCAAACGUAAUGCCUUCGCUGCUGGCAGCAGCUUGCGUUUCCGCAGCACGUUGCGCCGAACCAAAUAUCCGUGCCUGGAGCGAUCGAUUGACCACCGUUACGGGUUACGAGUACUCCGAGGUGCACGAUGUUUGCACUGCGCUCAUGUUCGGUAAACUGCCUACGUCCUCACCACGUUCCUUCGCGCCGAUGCUGGGAAAGAAACGAUCGUUCUCUGAAUCAGGCUUUCUGUCCACCUCCGAUGCCGGAUCGGACAGUGAUACGACGGUAGAUUGCAGCUUCGGCAGUGCCGGUGGUAGCAGCUAUGACGACACGCUUAACCUCAGCAGUGAUACCGGUGUUAUCCGGCAGACAAAAAUGCGAAAGGUUUCUGCGAAAGGUGCUAGAGUUUGAA